GCUCCAAAAGCUUGACCGUUUUGCCGUGGGGAACGCCUGACGAAGGCGUGAAAAUUGGCUUUCUAAAUGCAGUCAGAUCGUCGAGAGUACAGUGAUGUUUCUCAGAAGUCUUCUUAGGGUUUGGAAUGCAAGUAAGCUCAGCCCUUUUGAAGAAAGUAUUUACAGACAUUCCGCGCAGUAUAUGACUUUCGGAGGUAGUAUUAGAUAUUACACCAUUGGACGAAAGGUGCCAGUGUUGACAAUGUUUACAAAAGAAGAGUGUUCACUAUGCGAUGACGCAAAAUUGAUUCUUGAAAACUCCAGGCAAAAGUUUGAGUAUGAAGAAGUUGAUAUAACAGCCAAAGGGAAUGAAGAAUGGUUCUACAAGUAUCGCUACGAUAUUCCAGUUUUUCACCUCAAUGGUAAAUUCCUCAUGCAACACAGGAUCAAUGAGACAUUAUUGCAUGCGGCUCUCAAGAAAUGUGAAGACACCUGAGUACAUUUUGCUGCUAUCAGGGCCGUAGCAGGGGUUGGGGCACUGGGGGGCAUGUCCCCACUAAAAAAAUAUAUUUAUAAGCUUAUAAGGAAAUGACUAAAAUGGGCGUGGCUGUGCCCCCACAAUAUUUUCUUUUAAAAAAAUACAAAUUAAACAUUAAAUGUUUCUGUAUUGUCCCCCCCCCCAAUCUAAAAAAAAAAAAAAAAUUAAGUGAUGAACAGGAAUAAAAACCUCUGAGAUGAUUUUCAUCCUUGCACAGUUUCAUGCACAUAGCCUUAAUAACAAAGAGUCUGAAUCUACAACAUGGAUUGACACUAUUGUUUUGUAUUCUUUUUUUUUUGUGCUAGAUGGGUCCUUGAGCCCAUAUACCUUAUAGCCCAGUUCCGUAUCACUUGCACAUGCCUACUGCAGCAAGUUGUACAGCCUAUCAUAACCAUCCCAAGAACUGAUUCGCCCAAAACUUAUACUAACAAAGAUUUAGGGCUCUUGGGACUAGAUUUUGUUGAAUAUAAUAUUGUUAUGAGAGUUGCAUUGGACCUUAAUCAAAUUAUUUGUGCAACAUCCUUUACUGUUGUUUAAAUGUUUUUUCCAUCACUUUUUUAGCUAUUCUUGUGUGUCACACAUAUCAGGGAUGGUAGAGAGCAUGUUUAUUUAAUGACUGUGCAUUUUACAUGUACCUAAAUAUGUAUCAAACGCUACAUGUCUAAAUUGAUUCCUUGGUAAAAGACAAUAAAUUAUACAUUUUUAAA
Messenger RNA from Nematostella vectensis (starlet sea anemone), 1224 nucleotides. Its product is annotated as glutaredoxin-like protein C5orf63 homolog. The transcript has 3 exons. Bases 95 to 475 code for a protein of 126 amino acids. The record is from RefSeq and is a predicted model, not a curated record. Lineage: Eukaryota; Metazoa; Cnidaria; Anthozoa; Actiniaria; Edwardsiidae.